Messenger RNA from Hermetia illucens (black soldier fly), 390 nucleotides. Its product is annotated as cecropin-like peptide 1. The transcript is spliced from 2 exons. Lineage: Eukaryota; Metazoa; Arthropoda; Insecta; Diptera; Stratiomyidae. Bases 65 to 274 code for a protein of 69 amino acids. Gene Ontology annotation, biological process: defense response to Gram-negative bacterium; defense response to Gram-positive bacterium; antibacterial humoral response. The record is from RefSeq and is a predicted model, not a curated record. Gene Ontology annotation, cellular component: extracellular region.
GCUUGAAUCCUCAAGUAGUUCAUCUCAAUCCAUUCAACAAUCGAUUUACAAUCCAAUCAACAGAAUGAAUUUCACAAAGCUUUUCGUUGUCUUCGCUGUUGUUCUUAUUGCCUUCUCCGGUCAAAGUGAAGCUGGUUGGUGGAAGAGAGUCUUCAAGCCAGUGGAACGACUUGGUCAACGAGUUCGUGAUGCCGGUAUUCAAGGACUCGAAAUUGCUCAACAAGGAGCCAAUGUUCUGGCAACGGUUCGAGGUGGACCACCACAACAAGGAUAAAUGGACUGAAGCGUGCAUUUAAUUGUUUCUAAUUUGUGUUAAUAUAUAGUAUUUAAUUUAUUUAUUGGAAAGUGUGAGAGCAAAAUUAUGUUUGGAAAAUAAAUGAUGCUGUAAAU